Molecule: messenger RNA, 1040 nt
Organism: Gopherus flavomarginatus (Mexican gopher tortoise)
Lineage: Eukaryota; Metazoa; Chordata; Testudines; Testudinidae
Gene: SPR
Product: sepiapterin reductase
Exons: 1
Coding region: 114-929 (271 amino acids)
Biological process (GO): tetrahydrobiopterin biosynthetic process
Molecular function (GO): sepiapterin reductase (NADP+) activity
Source: RefSeq, a predicted model, not a curated record
UGCGGUGCAGCUGACUGCAGGCGGAAUCACAUGGUGCCUAAAACCAGCCCUUUGGCCUAUUCAGCCAGCCCCGCCCUCUCUCUAGCUGCAGGCCAGGCAGCCAGAGUGAGCAAAUGGCAGCUGGAGAGAGAGCCGGGAAAAGACAGCUCUCCUUGGGCAAGGCCGCCUGCAUCCUCACUGGGGCAUCCCGGGGCUUCGGCCGGAGCCUGGCCCUGCUGCUGGCCCCGAGGCUGGAAACUGGCUCCAUCCUGAUCCCGGUGGCCCGAUCGCAGGGGGGCUUGGCCGAGCUGGAGGCUGAGUUGCGGGCCAGUUUCCCCAGCUUGAAAGUGCAUUCCGUGCACGCUGAUCUGGGCACGGAGGACGGGCUACAGCUGGUGCUGCAAGCAGUCCAGGACAAGCUGCCGGGAGCAGCUGAUCUGGAGCGGCUCCUCGUCAUCAACAACGCGGGAUCCCUUGGAGACAUCUCCAAAUCCUUUCUGGAUUUCACCAGCCCAGCCGAAGUCAACAGCUACUUUGCCUUAAAUGUCACCUCGGCCCUCUGCCUCACAUCCUCCAUCCUGAAGGCCUUCCCGGGGCACCCUGGCUUGUGCAAGACUGUUGUGAACAUCUCCUCACUGUGUGCCCUGAAGCCCUUCAAGAGCUGGACGUUGUACUGCACUGGGAAGGCCUCGCGGGACAUGAUGUUCCAGGUGCUGGCCCUUGAAAACCCGGACGUUAGAGUGCUCAGCUAUGCCCCGGGGCCGCUGGACACGGAGAUGCAGCAGCUGGCCCGCACCAAGUCCGGAGACCCGGACGUGCGCCAGCAGUUCCUGCGCAUGAAGCAGAGUGGGCAGCUGCUGGACUGCGGCGUGUCCGCCCAGAAGCUAGUGGCUCUGCUGCUGGAGGACACGUUCGCCUCCGGGGCACACGUAGACUUCUAUGAAAUCUAACCCGCCAGCCUGCUGCUCCCCCCACGCCGCGGCGGCUGCUUCUGCAACUCCGCUACCUCUAAAAUGCCCUGGGCUUUCAGAAGGGAACCAGCUGCUGGCCUGUGACCCUCC